This is a messenger RNA of Lycium barbarum (goji berry), 1643 nucleotides long. RefSeq lists its product as uncharacterized. NCBI's taxonomy places the organism in Eukaryota, Viridiplantae, Streptophyta, Magnoliopsida, Solanales, Solanaceae. Gene Ontology annotation, cellular component: endoplasmic reticulum. The record is from RefSeq and is a predicted model, not a curated record. Gene Ontology annotation, molecular function: calcium ion binding. The transcript has 6 exons. Bases 212 to 1339 code for a protein of 375 amino acids.
AUUUUUUAGAAACAUAAAUGCUGAAAAAUAAAGUGAAAGACAUGUAAAGAUUGAGUUAGAGAAGAAGAGUCCCAAUCAGUUUCACAUUCUUUCAAACAAACAAAUUCUUGAGUCCAAUUUGUCAACUAAUUGUAGGUAAGAAUAAGAUCUCGUGUGAAGUCUUUUCUUUGCUUCCUUGUUGAAUCUUCGUUGAUACACAUUAGAUGAGGAGAUGGGCAAAGCUUCAGUGAUUAUCUACAUUACGGUUGCUGUACUCCUCCUACUCUUCCUCUCCCAGUCUCCUUCUUCCAACAAAGCUAAGCGUACCCGCCAUGGUCAUCGCCGACUCAAACUACGCUCCAACUUCACUUUUGACCCUUCACAUUCACAUGAACGCAUUCCCUUUGACCCAUUAGUUGCUAAAAUAGAGCGCCAACGUGAGGAUAAAGAAUGGGAGAAGCAAUACAUUGACAGCCAUCAUCCUGAAUUAGUACACGAACAUGCUCCUGCUCAAGAAUCACAGCCUGAAUGGGAAGACUUUAUGGACGCUGAAGAUUAUUUGAAUGAUGAAGAUAAGUUCAAUGUGACUGAUAGGCUUGUAUUGUUGUUCCCAAAGAUUGAUGUGGAUCCAUCUGAUGGUUUUGUGAGUGAGCAUGAGUUGACUGAGUGGAAUCUAGAGCAGAGUAGGAAGGAGGUCUUGCAUAGGACUCAAAGAGAUAUGGAAGUUCAUGACAAGAAUCAUGAUGCUUUUGUCUCUUUCCAUGAAUAUGAGCCUCCCAGUUGGGUUCGCAAUUCAGAUAAUAGUUCUUUUGGAUAUGAUAUGGGCUGGUGGAAAGAAGAUCAUUUUAAUGCAUCAGAUAUAGAUGGAGAUGGGCUUCUAAACGUUACUGAGUUCAAUGAUUUUCUACAUCCCGCUGAUACCGGCAACCCCAAACUACUCCACUGGCUGUGCAAGGAGGAAAUCAGGGAGAGAGACAGUGACAAAGAUGGUAAGGUUAACUUCAAAGAGUUCUUUCACGGGCUGUUUGACUUAGUAAGAAACUAUGACGAGGAGAGUCAUGAUACUUCUCAUCAUUCUGAGGAUUCACGAGACUCUCCGGCUAGAAAGUUGUUUGCUGAGCUUGAUAAAGAUGGGGAUGGAUAUUUGUCAGACACUGAAUUGCUACCUAUAAUUGGAAAGCUUCAUCCAUCAGAGCGUUACUAUGCCAAACAACAGGCAGAUUACAUCAUACAACAGGCUGAUGCAGAUAAAGAUGGAAGGCUUACUCUGAAAGAAAUGAUUGAUAGCCCAUAUGUGUUCUAUAGUGCAAUAUUCAACGAGGAUGAUGAAGACUAUGAAUCCCAUGAUGAGUUCCGUUAGUUCAGGGUAGGUAAGGAUGGAUUUUCUACUUUCUAUCCUUUCCUCUAUUCUUUUCCUUCUUUUCCAUGGCGACCUUUGUUUCUUCGGACCCCCUAGUCUGCUACUAAUUUAAGAGCAUUUGUCUUCAUAUGAGUUUAUUUCCUCAGAGCUAGAUAAGGAUGGCUUUAUACUUUAAUAUGUUGGGAGGAUGGCUUUUGUACUUUCUAUUAGUUUAAGCUUUCAAGUGAGGCAAUGUGCAGUCGAUCCAUUUUUCAGAUGUACAUGUAAACAACUUGUUUUAAUAACACCAAUACUUCUUUCAAAA